CGUGCAGACCUGGUACCUACAAAGCUUCAGCCACAGAUGCCUACUGCACCAAAUGUCCUCCCCACAGCUCGUCUCCGCAGGAACAAGCCUUUGAGUGUGUUUGUGAGAAAGGUUUCUACCGUGCUGAGACCGACCCACGGGCCAUGGCCUGCACACGUCCUCCAUCUGCUCCAGAGAACCCCAUCUCCACAGUGAAUGAGACCUGUGUCACAUUGGAGUGGUCACCACCCAGGGACACAGGAGGCCGAGGAGACAUCACCUACAGCCUCCACUGCAGUAAGUGCUCAGGUGAUGGCAAGAAGUGCACACCAUGUGGUAGCAGCGUCCAUUUUGUUCCCAGGCAGUUUGGUCUCUCGUCAGCCACCGUGCUGGUCACCGAACUGCAACCGGACUCCAACUACAGCUUCACUAUUGAGAGCCAGAAUGGAGUGUCAGAUUUAAGUCCCACACCCAGAGGAACGGCAGUCAUCAAUGUCACUACAUCACAGACAGUGAGCGUUGUGUUGAAGGAGAGGCGGAGCAAGGACAGUGUGACUUUGGCCUGGCAGGGUCCAGAGAGACCCAAUGAAGUGAUAGUGGAGUAUGAGGUCAUCUACUAUGAGAAGAAUCAGCGGGAGCAGAACUACACGGUCUUGAGGACUAGCUCCAACAUGAUGACAGUGGACGGGCUGAAGCCAGGGACCACCUAUGUGUUCAGGGUCAGGGCUCGAACCAAUGUGGGCUACGGGAGCUACGGUGGAGAGAUUGAAUUGGAAACCAGCCACGAAGAUGUUUUUGCUAUCGGGGACCCUAACCAGUCCACCAUUCUGGCUGUGUCCAUCGCUGGGGGAAUCGUUCUGCUCAUCUUCCUGGUGACUUGCUUCGUUGUCAGCGGAAGGUGGAGUGUGCGCUGUGUUUGUAUCUGGGGAAUGAGGCGAGGAUCAAAGCUACAUCACAAGAGAGACAAGAGCGGGAGAGAGAGAGCGCGAGAGAGAGAGCGAGCUCACGGGGAGAAAGAUAGACACAAGCAAGGUAAAGGAGAGACGCAAGUGGAGGAUAAAAUGAAAACGUAUUAGAUAAGCAGUGGGAAU
Molecule: messenger RNA, 1070 nt
Organism: Micropterus salmoides (largemouth bass)
Lineage: Eukaryota; Metazoa; Chordata; Actinopteri; Centrarchiformes; Centrarchidae
Product: ephrin type-A receptor 3-like
Exons: 6
Biological process (GO): axon guidance
Cellular component (GO): neuron projection
Molecular function (GO): transmembrane-ephrin receptor activity; protein binding
Source: RefSeq, a predicted model, not a curated record